GUGGAAUGGAGUGGCGCGGAGAAGAGUAGAAUGGAGUGGGGUAGAGUGGAGUGGAAUGGAAUGGAGCGGAGUGGAAAAAGAAGAGCAGAGAAGGGGGACUCAUUCAUGUUUUGCCUCUAGCUGUUACAAGUCCAGUCGAACGAAUAGUAUACGCUUGUGCAGCACGAAUGUUGCGAGCCGUUUAACCUCGGACUAAAUCGAAUCGCAUUGCAAAACGUAAAUCACGUCAACAACGCAAGCCGCAAGACGUAGGACGCAAGACGUAGGACGCAAGACGUAGGACGCAAGACGUAGGACGCAAGACGUAGGACGCAGGACGCAAGACGUAGGACGCAGGACGCAAGACGUAGGACGCAGGACGCAAGACGUAGGACGCAAGACGCAAGACGUAGGACGCAAGACGCAAGACGUAGGACGCAAGACGCAAGACGUAGAACGUAGGACGUAGGACGUAGAACGUAGGACGUAGGACGUAGGACGUAUGAUAAAGAAGAUAGAACGUGGAGAACGCAAGGACACAAAAAAUACAGUGCGAGAUAGAGCGUGUGUAGCGAUCGAGUAGAACGUAAUUGUUUCGGCGAACGUGCAACGUCAGCCACGUUGCUGUUCACUGCCGGUGAAUGUGUUUUCUCAUUGAGUGCGAUAACGCCAAGAACCGGAAAAUUCAGUUUCACGUUCGAAAGAACGAGUUAGAUUCGAAGCUCUGUUUGGAUUCGUUGGAUGGGCAACCGCGAUGCAACCUUUGCAAAGUGUUCCGACUUUUGUAAAGUGACGUUUAGUUUUUGAUCGUUAUAAGAGCGAACGUAUCGAACGAUCUCGUUCUUCUGUGGAUUUUACUGUUACGUUAUGUAUCCAGCAUCGAUAAACAAAGUCGACAAGUACACAUUUUGACUAAUUUGUGCGAUCGAGUUGGAAGCUGUAAGAAACAAGUUGAAAGCUCUAGAAAGAAUGUUUUGAAAGCAUUAUUAAAUUCUACGAUAUUCGGUAUAUAGAGUAUCGUUAGGUUUAUUGGAACGGCAUAAGAAAGGACGAGAGUCAACUAGUCGUUCGAUAGACGGUAGAUAGUGGUCGAAUGGAUAGUAGUACUGUAUGCAUAGAUGGACGAUGGAGAAGGAAUAAUACUUGCGACGAACAGCAGUGCUGCUACUAAUAUAGCUGCUCAUAUAUAGUGAGAUAUAUGAACGCGUAUGUAAAUUUACACGCAUAUGCUGUUCCUCAUGUCCGAAUGUAUUGCGUGGUUAAUGCUGUUAUCUUGAUUUCUCAUUUUCGAUUCUAUUCGAUAAUCGGCAACUGCAUUGUUUACAUCGUGGUCUGGAUAUUUGUUGGAUGAUCGGUGAUCGUCGCGAGAGGCAGGAAGGAUCGCGUGCGCGCGAAAGGAUGGCCGAUUUGAUCUGUUUCUUGCUAGCAAUGUUCGGGCAAUUGCUGGUUCGCGAGAGCAAGGGUAGUCUUCUUGGCGUAGAGCUCGAUGAAACCGGUGAAAAAUUUCUCAACGAGUAUUUGUCUCUCGAUGAUGGCAAGCAUCUCGCCGAGUUACAGGAGUUUGAAGAUACAGCGAUCGAACUCGAUUUGAUCGAUCAGAAAGAGAACCAUCGACCGACGUUACAUCAGCCGCCCAGGGUGCUCUACCAAAUCGGGGACAGCGAAGACGAAUUGCCCGAGUGUUUGGACCGAAGCCAAGUUUGUAGCAAGGUGGAUUUAUACGGAUCACCGUGGGUCGAGAGACAAUGUCGUUGCCCGGAUGGUCGUACCUGCCCCAGCAGUUUGCACGGAGACGACGGCCACACGAUAGUCGAUAAAACAAGGCAGUACAAGCUUUGCGAGCCGGUGAAACGUCUACCCAUCUGUCGUUACUUCAAAGACGUCACCUGGACUUUAGCUCCUGGAGGGGGCCCGGCGAACGCGACGGUUCAGCGAGUUUAUUGCCGAUGUCGGCCAGGCAGCGUACCUUAUCUAGUUCGAAGGCAGGCUUACAGGUCUGCGGAGGGAAGCCCAGGUUUUAUAUACGCAUUCGCCUGUUCUCCGCAAAGCAGACUCCGUUGUCAGCAUAAGGAACCUUGCCGACUGUUCACCGUACGUAAGAGACGGAGCUCGCAACUCGAAGAGGUAAAUGCAUCGCCUCUUUGCCAGUGUCCGAAAGGUCAUCGAUGUCCAAGGAGACACACAGAUCCAGGAUCGCUGCCAGCAAGAUCUUACUCCGGCAUCUUGGAGAUUAAAACGUACAGCGGAUACUGCGUACCUUCGCAAUCGCAUCAUUCCGAAGCGGUUUAUAACGUGUGACUAGCAGCAGUUUCAAAGGUGUCGCGCUAACGUAUCACGAAACGAGGGAGAAGUUGAAUUUGUGAUAUUUGCGGCCGUACGCGCAUAGUCCAAUUCGAAAACUUUCAAAGCGUUCUCUAGACUCUAACGAGCACGAACAGAAGCUGAUGUUUGCUUCGAGGCACCGAUAAGACUAUUACUAGGUAAAAUUAUUAGUGGUUGCCUCGACUGAUUUCCGUUCGUUCGCAGUUUUAAAUAUAAGUUUACCGUCCAUUCGUAGAAACCUAUGAAACGUAUUAAAAGUUGAAACUUGCAACACGUAGUAGUAGUAAUAAUAAUAGCAGUAGUAGUAAUAGUAGUAGCAGUAGUAGUAAUAGUAGUAGCAGUAGUAGUAGCAGUAGUAGUAAUAGUAGUAGUAGCGGUAGUAGCAGUAGUACUACUAGUAGUAGUAGUAGUAGUAGUAGUAGCAGCAGUAGCAGUGGUACUAGCAGCAGUGGUAGUAGUACUAGCAGCAGUAGUAGUAGUACUAGCAGUAGUAGUAGUAGUAGUAGUAAUUCUCCCUGCGUGCGUUGUACAUCCAACCAUCAUGUUUCAGUAAUUUAGAUUUGUUUCGUUUCGGAGAUUGAUGGGAAAUAAAAUAUAUUCAAAGUGAAAAAUAUCGGAUACAAUUGCUAUUCGGUGUCGAUAGUAAAUGUUUGUUAUACAUUAUUUGUAUCGGAUUGUAUAGGAUCGUACGUAUCGUAUAUGCCUGCUACGUAUAUAUAUGCUCGAACUAAACACGUUACUUUUAAUGCUAUUAGCUAUCGAUACGUUUUACGAACGAUGUUAUCUAUUAAAAAAUUGUAUUUCGUAUUAUUAUACUUGUAUUAUUACGUAAUAUCGCUUUUGUAAAUAUUUUAUUCUUAACAAAAAUUGAAAUAAACGAAUUCCAUUAUCAUCGA
This is a messenger RNA of Bombus huntii, 3197 nucleotides long. RefSeq names its product protein giant-lens (gene aos). NCBI's taxonomy places the organism in Eukaryota, Metazoa, Arthropoda, Insecta, Hymenoptera, Apidae. The record is from RefSeq and is a predicted model, not a curated record. The transcript is spliced from 4 exons. Bases 1327 to 2277 code for a protein of 316 amino acids.